Molecule: messenger RNA, 933 nt
Organism: Periconia digitata
Lineage: Eukaryota; Fungi; Ascomycota; Dothideomycetes; Pleosporales; Periconiaceae
Source: the annotation of a GenBank genome assembly
UAUUCCCCGAUUUGUCUGUUGUCGAUUCCUUCCUUUUUUUUUUCUAUUCGAUCCACCGUCACAACACUCAUUCGUUUAGUCCUCCCUUUCUCUCCACAGCCACCAAUGGCGUCGCUCUUCAAAAAGGUGGCCGACGUGCUCGCCGCCCCUCCACCUGCUGCCGCUACCCCUUCUUCUGCGCUCCCGGAGACCGUCGUUCCCAAAAACGCCCUCCCACUGCACCCCUACUACCCAGUCGAGGCCACCAUUGUGGGCUACGCCGCAAACAAAUGGAAUACGCUCGAGCUCUGCUCGCUGUUCGCCAGCGGCUGUGCCGUCAUUUUCGCCAUCACCUACCUAAUCGUGAAACGCGUGCGCCCCGGCCUGUCGAUGGGUGACCUGACCACCAUCCUGUGGUUCGUCCUGUGCGGCUUCAUCCACUUUUUCUUCGAGGGCUACUUCGCCGUCAACUUCCGCAGCAUGGGCGGCAUGCAGGACCUGUUCGGCCAGCUGUGGAAGGAAUAUGCCCUGUCCGACUCCCGCUACCUUACCCAGGACGCUUUUGUGCUGUGCAUGGAGACCAUCACCGCUGUCUGCUGGGGCCCAAUGUCCUUCAUCACCGCCGGCUUCAUCGCGACCGACCACCCCCUGCGCUACGCUUUCCAGAUCAUUGUCUCGCUCGGCCAGCUCUACGGUGACGUACUCUACUACGCUACCAGCAUGUUCGACCACUACCUCCUCGACCGGGCCUACUCUCGCCCCGAAGCUUUUUACUUUUGGUGCUACUUUGUGCUCAUGAACGCCUUCUGGAUUGUCAUUCCUCUGUUCCUCAUCUGCACCGGUGUUGCGGCGACGUGGAGAGCAUUUGACGCGUUGAACAAGGCCGAGCGGUUGUUGAGGAAGGGCGGUGUUGCCAAUGGGCACGCCAACGGCGGCGCGAAGAAGAAGCAGUAG